Poeciliopsis prolifica (blackstripe livebearer) is the source of this 1533-nucleotide messenger RNA. RefSeq names its product prohibitin (gene phb1). Bases 112 to 927 code for a protein of 271 amino acids. Gene Ontology annotation, biological process: mitochondrion organization. Gene Ontology annotation, cellular component: mitochondrion; membrane. The transcript is spliced from 7 exons. Lineage: Eukaryota; Metazoa; Chordata; Actinopteri; Cyprinodontiformes; Poeciliidae. The record is from RefSeq and is a predicted model, not a curated record.
GGCAGGUUGUGACUCGCUGUGCGCAUGCGCCGUGACUGAAAUAUUUCAUGUGUUGUACGUCGUGUCCGGUGGAGGUCACAGCCGUUGGAGCAAACUGAGGUUGCUGCGGUCAUGGCCAAGCUGUUUGAGUCUAUCGGAAAGUUGGGGGUCGCCCUUGCUAUUGGUGGAAGUGUUGUGAACUCUGCCCUCUUCAACGUUGAUGCAGGACACCGGGCUGUAAUAUUUGACAGGUUCAGAGGUGUACAGGAUACAGUUGUCAGUGAAGGAACCCACUUCCUCAUUCCUUGGGUUCAGAAGCCCAUCAUCUUUGAUUGUCGAUCCCGCCCACGUAACGUGCCUGUCAUCACUGGCAGCAAAGAUCUGCAGAAUGUUAACAUCACACUGCGUAUCCUCUUCCGGCCGGUGACGAAUCAGCUGCCCCGCAUCUUCACCAGCAUCGGCGAGGAUUACGAUGAGAGGGUGCUACCCUCUAUCACCACAGAGGUCUUAAAGGCUGUUGUGGCUCGGUUUGAUGCCGGGGAGCUCAUCACCCAGAGAGAGCUUGUGUCUCGACAGGUCAGUGAGGAUCUUACGGAAAGAGCUUCCACCUUCGGACUCAUUUUGGAUGACGUAUCACUGACACAUUUGACCUUUGGUAAAGAAUUCACAGAGGCUGUUGAGAUGAAGCAGGUGGCCCAGCAGGAAGCAGAAAGGGCCCGUUUUGUUGUAGAAAAGGCCGAGCAACAGAAGCAGGCUGCCAUCAUUUCAGCAGAGGGGGAUUCUCAGGCCGCCUUGCUCAUCGCUAACUCCCUGAUGGAAGCCGGUGAUGGUUUGGUGGAGCUCCGUAAGCUGGAGGCAGCGGAAGAUAUCGCCUUCCAGCUCUCACGCUCCCGCAAUGUUACUUACCUGCCGUCGGGACAGGGCACGUUGCUGCAGCUGCCCCAGUGAUAGCCUCCCACCUUAACCAGCUGUGACAUGGGCCACGGAGGGGCCUGCUGGAUGAUUCAGCAGGUGGUUCUUGCAUCUUCACAUACAUUCGUCCCACUCUUUCUCAAACUACUAUUGGACUUGGCUCUGCUGUUUGCAGAAUGGUGGGGGAUAGAGUGAGAGGUCUGUGAAUACAUUUAUGAAGUCCACUUUUGUGUAUGGAAAUAAAGAGAAUUAUUCCACCUUUAUCGUAAACAUAUAAAACUUUGAGGAAGAUCAUUAGUGUAGUUAAUUUGACUUGCAGCUUGCUCUCAGAACGGGAGCAUUGCAUGAAAGAAACUUUGAAGUAUCAAGGGAACUGGUAACUGAUUUAAGACAUGCUAAAUUGCAAAUGUUAUUGUGCUUGAAAGUUGAUUUGUAAAACAGUUUUCAGGUCUCAAAUGAAAGGCUUUCUUUUGAUUUCACCCUAUAGGGUAAUUUUCCACAAAUAAUGUUGCCAUCUUGUACAAAUUAGGAUGUGCCUAUCUAAAAAUAACGUGUAUGUUCUCUUUAGUUUAACUGACAUUGUCAGAAAGCCCCAUGUCUCAGAAAUGACGCAAGUUAAUAAAGAUGUCUUUCUACCUCCUA